AUGCUCAGGGCGGUUUGGGACACCCCCCGGCGUUGGCUGCGGGAGGGCAGAGAGUCCCGGAGGCUGGUGCUGGUGGUGGUGUUCGUGGCUCUGCUCCUGGACAACAUGCUGCUCACCGUGGUGGUGCCCAUUGUGCCCACCUUCCUAUAUGCCACAGAACUCAAAGAAGUCAACACUUCUCUGCACCCCGCCCCCGCUGCAACCUCCCUCACUUCCCCUGCCUUUUCCAAGAUCUUCUCCUUCUUUGAUAACAACACCUUGGCUGUGGAAGAAAGUGCGCCCAGGGGCACAGCAUGGACCAAUGGCUCUUCUGGCACCACCCCCCCUCCGGUCACUGGAGCCAUCUCGUCCCAUAAAAACGACUGCCUGCAAGACACCAAGUUCCUGGAGGAAGAGAACAUACGGGUCGGGGUUCUCUUUGCUUCAAAGGCUCUGAUGCAGCUUCUGGUCAACCCAUUCGUGGGGCCUCUCACCAACAGGAUUGGAUAUCACAUUCCCAUGUUUGCUGGCUUUGUUAUCAUGUUUCUCUCCACAGUGAUGUUUGCUUUUUCUGGUACCUAUGCCCUGCUCUUUGUGGCUCGAACCCUUCAAGGCAUCGGAUCUUCAUUUUCAUCUGUUGCAGGUCUCGGGAUGCUGGCAAGUGUCUACAGGGACGACUAUGAGAGGGGCCAAGCCAUGGGAAUCGCCUUGGGCGGCCUGGCUCUGGGAGUGCUGGUGGGCGCUCCCUUCGGGAGUGUGAUGUAUGAGUUUGUCGGGAAGUCUGCACCCUUCCUCAUUCUGGCUUUCCUGGCACUACUGGAUGGAGCACUCCAGCUUUGUAUUUUACAGCCUUCCAGAUUCUCUCCUGAGAGCGCCAAGGGGACUCCACUCCUUACACUUCUCAAAGACCCUUAUAUCCUGGUGGCUGCAGGCGCCCUCUGCUUUGCCAACAUGGGAGUGGCCAUGCUGGAGCCCACGCUGCCCAUCUGGAUGAUGCAGACCAUGUGCUCCCCUGAGUGGCAGCUGGGUCUAGCUUUCCUGCCUGCCAGCAUGUCCUACCUCAUUGGCACCAACCUCUUCGGCGUGUUGGCCAACAAGAUGGGCCGGUGGCUUUGCUCUCUGAUUGGCAUGGUGGUAGUAGGUACCAGCUUGCUUUGUGUUCCUCUGGCUCGGAAUAUUUUUGGCCUCAUUGGUCCCAAUGCAGGGCUUGGCUUUGCCAUAGGCAUGGUGGAUUCCUCUAUGAUGCCCAUCAUGGGGCACCUGGUGGACCUGCGCCACACUUCUGUGUAUGGGAAUGUCUACGCCAUCGCUGACGUGGCUUUUUGCAUGGGCUUUGCUAUAGGCCCAUCCACGGGUGGUGCCAUUGUACGUGCUCUGGGCUUCCCCUGGCUCAUGGUCAUCAUUGGAGUCGUCAACAUCGCCUUCGCCCCUCUCUGCUGCUUCCUGCGGAGCCCCCCGGCCCGGGAGGAGAAGCUGGCAAUCCUGGGCCAGGACUGCCGCCUGGAGACCCAGGUGCACGCGGUCCAGAAGCCCACGAGAGCGUUUCCCCUGGGAGAGGACAGCGAUGAGGAGCCUGGCAGCGAGGAGUAG
Molecule: messenger RNA, 1569 nt
Organism: Pteronotus mesoamericanus
Lineage: Eukaryota; Metazoa; Chordata; Mammalia; Chiroptera; Mormoopidae
Gene: SLC18A1
Product: solute carrier family 18 member A1
Exons: 15
Coding region: 1-1569 (522 amino acids)
Biological process (GO): transmembrane transport; xenobiotic transport; aminergic neurotransmitter loading into synaptic vesicle
Cellular component (GO): terminal bouton; synaptic vesicle membrane
Molecular function (GO): serotonin:sodium:chloride symporter activity; xenobiotic transmembrane transporter activity
Source: RefSeq, a predicted model, not a curated record